Messenger RNA from Penicillium taxi, 753 nucleotides. Its product is annotated as 60S ribosomal protein uL30. Gene Ontology annotation, molecular function: structural constituent of ribosome; RNA binding. Lineage: Eukaryota; Fungi; Ascomycota; Eurotiomycetes; Eurotiales; Aspergillaceae. The record is from RefSeq and is a predicted model, not a curated record. The coding region runs from base 1 to 753 and encodes 250 amino acids. Gene Ontology annotation, cellular component: cytosolic large ribosomal subunit. Gene Ontology annotation, biological process: maturation of LSU-rRNA from tricistronic rRNA transcript (SSU-rRNA, 5.8S rRNA, LSU-rRNA). The transcript has 3 exons.
AUGGCCCCUACCACCUCCGUUCCCGUCAAGGACCAGGUCCUCGUCCCCGAGACCCUCCUUAAGAAGCGCAAGUCCCAGGAGGCUGCCCGCGCUGAGCGCCGUGCUGACGCUGACAAGAAGAAGACUGCCAACAAGGAGAAGCGCGCUGUCAUUUUCAAGCGUGCUGAGUCCUACGUUGCUGAGUACCGUGACCGCCAGCGCCAGGAGAUCGCUGCCAAGCGCGCUGCCCGCGAGUCUGGCAACUUCUUCGUUGAGGAUGAGGCCAAGCUGGUCUUUGUUGUCCGUAUCAAGGGUAUCAACAAGAUCGCUCCCAAGCCCCGCAAGAUCCUCCAGCUGCUCCGUCUGCUCCAGAUCAACAGUGGUACCUUCGUCCGCCUGACCAAGGCUACCCAGGAGAUGCUGACCAUUGUCAACCCCUACAUUGCCUACGGUUACCCCAACCUGAAGUCCGUCCGUGAGCUCCUCUACAAGCGUGGUUACGGAAAGGUCGACAAGAUGCGUGUUCCCCUCACCGACAACCAGAUCAUCGAGGAGCACCUCGGCAAGUACGGCAUUGUCUGCAUGGAGGAUCUCAUCCACGAGAUCUACACCGUCGGCCCCAACUUCAAGCAGGCCAACAACUUCUUGUGGCCCUUCAAGCUUUCCAACCCCACUGGCGGAUUCCGUACCCGCAAGUUCAAGCACUACAUCCAGGGUGGUGACACCGGUAACCGUGAGGAGAACAUUAACGGUCUCAUCCGCCAGAUGAACUAG